AUGCCAAUCCCAAUAUCCAAGGCGCCGGGGGACUGGCAUCCCACGGCGUACCGCACGGUCGCCGCCGAGAUGACAGGCACCCUCGACCUCGGCCCGUUUGCCCCUCAAGUGAUCGACGCUCUGGUGCACGUCCACUUCUCCGUGUAUGCGGCCAUCGAGCGCUUAAAGCGGAGGCAAGGGCGCAUGAUGCAGCUUGGUCCGCGCUUCUUCUUGGACUUUAUUCAUCACUACGUCACCUUGAGCAACGAGAAGCGCGAGGCUCUGGAAGAGGAGCAGAGGCACUUGAAUGUCGGCCUGGAUAAGCUCAAGGAGACCGUCGAUGCAGUAUCCGAGUUGCAAAAGAAUCUGGCAGUGAAGCGGACACAGUUGGAAGCCAAGAACAAGGAGGCCAAUGAGAAGCUCCAACGAAUGGUCGCCGACCAGAAAUCUGCCGAGGAACAAAAGCUCGCUAGCAUUCAGAUUCAGGGAAACUUGGAGAAGCAGGAGAAGGAGAUCGCGGAGCGACGCGAAGUAGUUAUGGGGGACCUGGCAGAUGCCGAGCCGGCCGUCCAGGAGGCCCAAGCGUCCGUUAGCAACAUCAAGAAGCAGCAUUUGACCGAAGUCAGGUCGAUGGGUAACCCUCCAGCACCGGUCAAGAUGGCCAUGGAGAGUGUCUGCAUGAUUCUAGGCCAUCGCAUAGACAGUUGGAAGAGCGUGCAAGCUGUGAUCAGGCGAGACGACUUCAUCGCCAGCAUUGUCAACUUCGAUACUGAUCGCAUGAUGACCAAGGCUGUGCGCGAAAAGAUGAAGCGCGAGUACCUUUCGAAGCCUGGCUAUGACUUUGCCACGAUCGAUCGCGCCUCCAAAGCGUGCGGCCCGCUCGCAAAAUGGGUCAUCGCGCAGGUGCGUUUCUCCGAGAUCCUCGACCGCGUCGGGCCGCUACGCGCCGAAGUCGACAGCUUGGAAGAGCAGGCGCAGGAGACGAAGCAGCAAGCGAAUACGAUCGUGGAAAUGAUCAAGGAGCUCGAAGGUAGCAUCGUGCGAUACAAGGAUGAGUACGCUGCCCUCAUCUCAGAGACGCAGGCCAUCAAGAGCGAGAUGGCGAGCGUGCAGCGCAGGGUCGAUCGAUCGAUCCAGUUGCUGGACAGUCUGGGAUCGGAAAAGCAGCGAUGGGAAGCCUCAAGUCGCACAUUUGACACGCAAAUGAGCACCAUUGUUGGCGAUGCGUUGCUUUCCGCUGCAUUUCUCGCAUAUGCUGGCUUCUUUGAUCAGCAGUACCGAGAGAACAUGUGGGCGACCUGGGCAGAUCAUCUCUCGCAGGCCGGCGUGAAGUUCAAGCCAGAGCUGUCUUUUAGCGACUAUCUUUCCACUGCCGAUGACAGGCUCAGAUGGGCAGACAAAUCACUGCCGACGGAUACGCUCUGCACGGAGAACGCAAUCAUGCUCAAGCGCUACAGCCGAUACCCCCUGAUCAUCGAUCCAUCCGGUCAAGCGACGACGUUCCUGAUCAACGAAUACAAAGAUCGCAAGCUCACUGUUACCUCUUUCCUCGAUGAUGCAUUCUUGAAGAAUCUCGAGGGGGCGCUACGCUUCGGCAACCCAAUCUUGAUCCAGGAUGUAGAGCAUCUUGAUCCCAUCCUGAAUCCCAUCCUCAACAAAGAACUGCGGCGAACGGGCGGUCGUGUCUUGAUCCGGCUUGGCUCGCAAGAGAUCGACUUCUCUCCGUCUUUCACACUGUUCCUGUCGACAAAAGAUCCAUCCGUCGAAUUUCCGUCGGAUGUCUGUUCCAGGGUGACGUUUGUCAACUUCACCAUGACACGCUCAAGUCUCCAAUCGCAGUCGUUGGACCAGGUGCUCAAAGCGGAGCGUCCAGAGACGGACCGAAAGCGAACAGAUCUGAUGAAGCUGCAAGGAGAAUUCAGGCUCCGAUUGCGGCAUCUCGAGAAGUCGCUCUUGAAUGCACUGAACGAAUCCCAGGGCAACAUCCUCGAUGAUGACAAGGUCAUCGACACCCUGGAGACUCUCAAAAAGGAGGCAGCAGAAGUUACACGCAAGGUUGAGGAGACGGACAUCAUCAUGCAGGAGGUCGAAGACGUGACGGCCGAGUACCUGCCGCUAGCAAAAGCGUGCUCUGCGGUGUUUUUUGUGCUAGAUCAGCUCAGCCUGAUCUCGCAUUUCUAUCAGUUUAGUCUCCAGUUUUUCCUCGACAUCUUUGACUACGUCCUCCGCCAAAAUCCCCACUUGCAAGGCGUCAGCGAUCCGAAAGAACGACUGCGCAUGUUGAACAGGGACCUUUUCCUCAUUGUGUUCCAGCGAACCAGUCGCGCUCUAGCACACGAGGAUCACGUCAUGCUUGCUCUACUACUCGCUCGCAUCUGGAGACGCGAGAAUGAUCAGGACGAUGCGCUUGAGUCCGCCGAGUACAGUUUCCUCUUGGAAGGCGACAUCAUCACCUCAGUACAGCAGCUCAGACUCCCUGGGCCGCUGGAAGCAGCGUUGUCUAGCGAGCAAAAGCAGCGUCUGACAUAUCUCAAGCGCCUGCCGAUCUUCAAGGAGAUCGAGGCUCGACUCAACGACAAUGUAGAUUCCUUGCUUCGAUUUAUCUCGUCGGAUCAACCAGAGACAGCCUUGCUUGAGCUGUGGGAUGAAUGUCCACCUGUGGUUGAUUCGAUCCGUCACCUCUUGAUCAUUAAGGCUUUGCGACCGGAUCGGUUGGUCCCAGCCAUGGGUGCGCUCGUGACAUCGGUCUUUGGCACAGACCUGCUAAGCGAAACAUCGUACGAUCUGCAAAGUGUGGUAGCCAAGGAAAUCGAAGCGGCCACGCCAAUUGCAUUGUGCUCAGUACCUGGCUUCGACGCGAGCUAUCGUGUCGAUGCACUCACGCGAACGACCGGGAUUCGAUGCAUUUCAGUCGCCAUGGGCUCACAGGAGGGCUUUGCGCUCGCAGACCAGGCGAUCAAUAUUGCGUCGAGGUCGGGACAAUGGGUCCUUCUGAAAAAUGUGCAUCUAGCUCCCUCAUGGCUUUCCCAGCUGGAGAAAAAACUCAGCGGAGCUAUCAUGAACCGGCAGUUCCGCAUUUUUUUGACCAUGGAAACCAAUCCGGUCAUUCCGAUCAACUUCUUGAGGGCUAGCCGCAUCCUCAUGAACGAGCCUCCACCUGGUCUCAAAGCCAACAUGCUGGACAGUCUGCGCGGUCUUUCGCCUUCACGCCUGCAAAAAGGCCCAGCUGAGUCUGCGCGGCUGUUCUUUUUGCUCGCCUUCUUCCACGCGACGAUCACCGAGCGCUUGCGAUAUACCCCACUCGGCUGGUCUAAAGCAUUUGAAUUCAACGACUCGGAUGCCGAGGCAGCUCUUAACACGAUCGAGGCAUGGCUCGGCCGCACGGCCAAGGGGCGGAGCAACAUCGACCCCGCGAGCAUUCCAUGGGGUGCUUUGCGAGCUCUGCUGAAGCAGAGCAUUUACGGAGGCAAGGUUGACAACAAUGCAGAUCAGCUUCUUCUUGAUACAUUCGUGGACAAGAUUUUCACUCCCGCGGCAUACGAGAAUGGCUUUGCGCUUGUGCGGGACACCAAAGCCUCUUUGCUUGCGCCGGAAGGCUCAAAGAUGGAUCAAUUUAUGGCCUGGGUUGAAGCGCUCCCCGACCAGCAGCCGCCAGAGUGGCUCGCGCUGCCGCCGAGCGCGGAGCGGGUCAUCGCAACCGUGCAAGGUUCGAAUCUGCUCAACAAGCUCGUGCGCAUGCGCCAGCUUGCAGAUGAUGACGAGACUGUGGACGCAUCCACAGGGCAAAGCACUGCUGGCGAGGCCUCAACUCAACCUGCGUGGAUGAAAGCGUUACAGGGAAAUGUUCAGACCUGGUUGGAACUCUUGCCGGAGAGCCUCGCUUCGCUCUCAGGGACGUCAGAUGGGAUGGCCGAUCCGCUACAACGCUUCUGGGCGAGGGAGCAUCGCUCUGGCACUGGCCUUCUUUCGCGCGUGCGAGCCGAUCUCUCCGAAGUCGUCUCAGUGUGCACCGGCCAAAGUCGGCAAACGAACCACAAUCGGUCCCUACUAAACGACCUUCCCAAGGGCAUCAUCCCUGCAUCGUGGAGUGUCUAUGCGGUCCCAAAGUCGAUGCUGCUCGGAGCUUGGAUUGCGGACCUGGCUCAGCGUCUGCAGCAGCUUUCAGAGGUCUCGAAAGAGACUCGUCUGGAGGCCUUCUCCGUGCAGCUUGGCCUCCUCUUCUCUCCUGGAGCGUACAUGACCGCCACACGCCAGGCGGUCGCCCAUCGAGCAGUGGUCAGCCUGGAGCACCUUCAACUCGAUCUCAAGAUCAACGAGCAGCCUGGCGGUGCGGGCGGAUUUGCGCUUACCGGACUUAGGCUCGACGGAGCGACCUGGACCGAGGGCCGACUGGAGCUCAACGAUGGAGCGACCGUAUAUCUGGACACUUGCACGCUCGUCUGGCAGCCGAAACCCGACGGCGCGCUGUCAAUCCCCAUUGGCGCCCUUGGGUCCGGCACGGUGCCCAUCUCGGUCUACCUCAAUGCAGAUCGCAGCAACCCAUUGUUCAAUAUUGCACUUCCUACGCGGAGAGACGAGGAUCCGUCCGCAUUUGCGCAACGAGCAGUUGCCCUGAGAGCCGCGUAA
This is a messenger RNA of Tilletiaria anomala UBC 951, 4605 nucleotides long. Its product is annotated as cytoplasmic dynein heavy chain 2. The transcript has 4 exons. The record is from RefSeq and is a predicted model, not a curated record. The coding region runs from base 1 to 4605 and encodes 1534 amino acids. Gene Ontology annotation, biological process: microtubule-based movement. Lineage: Eukaryota; Fungi; Basidiomycota; Exobasidiomycetes; Georgefischeriales; Tilletiariaceae. Gene Ontology annotation, cellular component: dynein complex. Gene Ontology annotation, molecular function: dynein light intermediate chain binding; minus-end-directed microtubule motor activity; dynein intermediate chain binding.